AGUCCACGCAGCUGUAGAUAAUAUUGUAUAAUGUACUUUAUUAAGUCUGUGGUUACGGUCUGAUUCACUGUGCGAUAUCAUACCACCGGAGAACGCUGAUAUUGGGACCAAAUGUUCUGCUGAUUUCAACUGUUUUGAAAAUUGUUUAGGUGCUUUAAUACAUAUGGGUAGUUUUUUCGGACACGCUGCGUCUGGGAUUUUAUUCAUGAUAUUGGCAUCAUGGUGGACGAUACAACGAACAUUCAAUAACUACUAUCGCAACUAUCGAAGGACUCGCCGGAAAGCUAGACUGCCGUGUAUGAAUGUACCUUUUGAAGGAAUUUUAGUUGUCUUCUUGGCUCUUUCCGGCUUUAUCGGUGAACAAGUUUAUAAAACUUGGAAGUGGAGAAUAUUUGAUAAUGAAGGUAAUUUUAUUUACUCAAAUAUUUGGCAGCAUUGCACUAUGUGGGCCGCUUUUGCGUUCUAUGGAGCUGCCAAAAUUGCCGUGGCAACCUGCUUUAAAGGCUCAGAAAGAUGGGCUCAGGUGUUCUUAACUUUCGCUUACUUUAUUGAAUGUUUGCUGUUUUAUUUUCAUCUCCACGGACGAACAGAACUGAAUGUUCAGAUGCACUUGUUAGAGGUGACCAUUGUGUUUAUGUGCAUUCUAUUCAGUGCAGGUGAAAUAUGGCUCCCGGCUGACGAGGUACUUCCGUGGUUACGCACUUGGGCCACGUUUGUUCAAGGCUCGUGGAUGUUACAGAUUGGUUCAACGUUGUAUCAUCCUCUACGUAGCAAAGAUUACGAAUGGGAUGAGGAUGAUCAUCUGAACAUCAAAUUCUUUACAAUGGUCUUCGCUUGGCACUGCAUUCUCGGAACCAUUGUGGUGGCUGUCCAAGUGUUUGUAACCAAAGUAAUCAUGAAAUAUAUGUGUGGGUUGCAGUAUUCGUCUACAUACACAGGAUUAGAAGACAAGGACGAAGAGGAGGAAGAACGGUUCAUCAUGGAAACUAAAAAUAACUUUAGUGAUGAAGAAUGUAAAGUUAACUGAUAUAAGCCUAACGGAAUAUUGUCCAUUUUCCAUUUUUCAUAGCUUUUUUUUUUAUAGGCUUACGUGUAGUGGCGUAACAAAGAGGUCUGGGGCCCUGGUUAAGGCUUGCUCGUGGCACUAUUACCUGGAGGAAAGGCCCCGUCCGCUUAUACAGUAUUUGACGUUUUAGGGAGAAAGUAUUUUAUGUUUUUUAACACGUUAGUAGGUUAAAAAGGUAAAAAGCUCAGCCAAUAUGUGGGGCAAACCAUGGUGAUAUCCCUGGGUCCUUUUGGUCAGAUAAAAGGUAGAGGAAGAAUGUUUUAUAAAGGAAACUAAAACAACUUCAGUGAUGUAGUAAAAUUAUAAAUUUGCAGUGGCCUAUGGCAUAAUAUACGUUUAUAAUUAUUAUAGACCUAAGUAUAUAACUUAUAUCCUAAGUAUGAGUUAUUUUGCCCUGCAAACGAACAGUUUCGUAACAAAAUGCAUACAAAUGGCGAUCGUCUGCAUGCCUAAUCGUUGUGUUACUCAUGAGAUGUAUUACUCAUGCGAUAAUCAAACAACGCAACGAUUCAGUUAAAAUUUAACUUUCGAGCAAACACGUUCGCGUGCAUUUCACCCAUGAUUUCACAAAGCAAUUUAAUUUAAGGUGAUAUUUAUUCAACCAAUGUGCAAAGAGAACAUUUAGUACAAAGGUCAAUUUCUAGAACAGUCUAGAAUCCGAAGCUUGUUUAAACUGCUCUUUAACAAUAAAAGGAUAGUAACAAUCAUUGAUACAUAUUAUAAUGAACAAAAAAACACAAGCUAGCAAAGAAAACAAGUGGAUGUCUAACAAUAUUAAGCUUUAUGGGGUUUUUUUUUACACAAAAUGUUUAAACUUGCCUAGGAUACUGAAAUCUUUGAGUGUAACGUAAAUUCUACAUCACUUUAGACUUCAUAGUAUUUGACCAGCUUAGAUGCCUUUCAUUGAUGUUUGUGCUAUUCAUCGCUUGGCUCCUCCUUAUAUUAACUCAAAAUUAAUCAACACGGCAUCCCAGAACUUCAUUUUUUCAGUUACCCAUCCUAAGUUAAAAAAUAAAAGCACGGUUUAAAUUACAUAAUUCAUCAUUUUUUGUAAUAUUUCUGCUUAUAUUUGCCAUUCUUCGUAUUCUUCUUUUUCCAAGGAAAACUUUUUCAAAGCGUACUAUGUACUUUCCCCAUAUUUUGUUAUUGUUUUUAUCUAUUGAAAUUGUUCUAUGGAUUAUAUUUUAUGUUUAUGUAGUGUGAUUGGCAUUGCUGAAUUUUUUUUGUCAUGAGGGCAUCAAUGUUCAACAUAGCUGGAAAAGCAGCCCUGGAGAAAUUAAGUUAAACAAAAUAAAAUAGGGCCUUUUUGUUAAAUUGUGUUCCACAUAAUAUUUAGUUAAUUAAAAAUGGGCUUUUAGAGGCAAAUUGUAUAUGAAUGUUGCAUACGGUUCAUGGAAAUUUAUUAUACUGAAACAAGACAUUAAUAUUGGUAACUUUUUGUAAACCUGUCUAUAUUACACUCACACAUUUU
Molecule: messenger RNA, 2537 nt
Organism: Anneissia japonica
Lineage: Eukaryota; Metazoa; Echinodermata; Crinoidea; Comatulida; Comatulidae
Product: transmembrane protein 45A-like
Exons: 1
Coding region: 164-1027 (287 amino acids)
Source: RefSeq, a predicted model, not a curated record